UCCAAUAAAAACAUCACAACGUACAUUUAUAAUUUACAACUGUUUGAAACCUUCAAAAAGUUUCAGUUAUAUAUUGUUAAUUUAUUAAACAAACUAAUUUAUUUAAGUAUUUCGAUUGCAGAACAAGUCAGGACACUUGUAAGCAUUCACCGCAAAAAUAGUUGAGUUUCCUCUAUCGAAUACACAAUUUCAAAUUUCUACGCCAUGUUUUGCUUAUGUUUUACACCGACAAUCCGAAACUAGCAAGCAAUUGAAAGUAUUCAAUUAUUAAGAAAAAAAAAAAAAAAAAAAAAAAGUAAAUGAAUGGAAAAUAACUAAAUAACAUAAUGUCUGAAAUAAAAUACAUUGCGCGUCCCAAAGUAAGAUUCAGUGAAACAUCCGAGUCAGCUGACGACUCGGCAUCAUCAUCACGAGCAACGUCAUCGAAAUUGCGAAUAAGAAGCAUUGAAAAUGUUAAAAAACCAUUUAAAUUAGUGCGAGAAGUUCGUGAUAGCUUUAACCUUAAAAGCGCCGGCGAAAGUGUCAAAACGUCAGCUGGGCAAGUCAAGCCCAAAGUUAAAUUAAACCAACCCAUAGAUCUAGCUGGUGAAUCGAAGAAUAAUUCUAAUUCCAUUAAAAUAGAAUCCAACAAAGAAAAUAUUACAACUGACAAACAAACGAAAAAUGGUGCGGUGAAAAAAACUCUAGGAGAUUUGUCGGUUAAGAAAAGCAGUGAUCACUCAAAAGAAAUGGAAAAAAUAACAAAAAUUCUUGAUUCUGUUUCGAUUAAAACUCCUCGAGACUUAAAACCAACCAAAGUUAGUAAUUUGUCUAAAAAAACAGUGAAAAACAGCGAGACAAAAAUCGCAAAGCCUAAUUUGAGUAAUCUGAAUCAAAAAGUUGGAAGUAGUCAGUCAAAAAUACUCGGAAAUUCAUUGAAAGCACCAAAAAAUCAAUUGAAACCACCUGGUCAGCAGUUCAAAACACCUGGACCUUACAAACCUUCUAUUACUUCGGCAAAGACACCAGCAGUUUCAGCAAAAUCAUCAGGGAUUCAAUCAAAAGCACUUAAAGUAUCAACACUGCCGAAAUUACAGUCAAAAUCUGCAGCUCAAAUUCGAAAGCCAUCAGCACAAGCUCCAAAACCGCAAAUUAAAGUCACCACGGCUAGAAAUAAGUCAAUUGCGCGUCCAAAUGUCUAUGUGGGGCCUGGAGUACUGAAAACACAUGUCACACGUAGUUUGCCAGCUGUUUCUGGUCCAAAACCUGAUAUUUCGGCAAUCAACUCUACCGCAAGUGCUAAGCUGCAUAGACCUGAGUAUAAUUCAAUUGUCAACACCAUCAAGAGAAUAGACAAGUCGAAAAAUGAAAAGAUUGUAACUGAUUUGGAGCAUUUGCCACAUCCUUACAAAAACUUGGUCGUACGAAAGAUGUCAAGUGCGCUGGAUUUUCCGGCUGACAAACCGAUAUUCAAGGACCUGAUUGACUUGAGUGUUGAUGAAUCUCAUCUACCGGAGAGGAUAACUCGUACCAAGGAUCCUCAGCCGAGAGAAAGGGACUUAGAACCGAAGCUGGAAGACUUUUUUAAGCCUGUCUACGGUGAGGAGUACUGCACUUCUGUGAAAAUAAGACCCAGGACUCCAGAGUUUGAUGACAAUUUAUCGGCGUUUAAAAUUAGCGACCGUAUUUUUGAUUGGAAAUCUUCUUUGGAUGAGUAAGAAGUUGAGCUUCUUUGUUUCUUGAUCAAUUUUAUUUUAAUAACUUGAAUUUUUUUUUUUUCAUUUUUAUCACAAAUAUUUCUCUAGU
Messenger RNA from Cotesia glomerata, 1785 nucleotides. RefSeq lists its product as uncharacterized. The transcript is spliced from 3 exons. Bases 327 to 1697 code for a protein of 456 amino acids. NCBI's taxonomy places the organism in Eukaryota, Metazoa, Arthropoda, Insecta, Hymenoptera, Braconidae. The record is from RefSeq and is a predicted model, not a curated record.